This is a messenger RNA of Meloidogyne enterolobii, 748 nucleotides long. The record is from the annotation of a GenBank genome assembly. Lineage: Eukaryota; Metazoa; Nematoda; Chromadorea; Rhabditida; Meloidogynidae.
UCUAAUGACUAAGAAUGCAGAAGAAAUGUUAAAAGCCUUUAAGAAUUUAAUAUACAAAAUGCCAAUGAAACCACAUAGAAUUUUUUCAGAUAAAGGCACCGAGUUUAAAAAUAAGCAUUUAAAAGAGCUUUUUGAAAAAGAGGAUAUUGAAAAAUAUGAGGCAAAUCAUUCUAAAGUAAAAGCAUCAAUAGCUGAGAGAGCAAUUAGGAAUUUAAAACAGCGUUUAUAUAGGUAUUUUGCACAAAAACAGACAUUAAAAUGGAUAGAUGUCUUGGAAAAAAUUGUUCAUGGAAUAAAUCAUUCAGUAUCCAGAGUUCACGGAUUGCGUCCAAUUGACGUUAAUUUUAAAAAUGCUCAAACUGUAUGGAAAAAGAUUUAUGGGAAUAUUUCUUCAGGGGUCAAAAAUAUUAAAUCGAAAUAUAAUAAAGGUGAUUACGUUCGAUUAAGCCGAGACAAGGGACAUUUUGAAAAGGGGUACCUGCCAAACUGGGGUGAUGAGAUAUUGCAAGUAGAUGACGUGAAGAGCACUCAAUCUCCUAUCACAUAUAAAAUAAGAGAUGAUAAAGGAGAUAAAUUCAAAGGGUCUUUCUAUAGAGAGGAGCUAACAAGAGUAAGGAAAGAUGACGAGACUGAAUAUCGUAUUGAGAAGAUAUUGCGUAAAAGAAAGCGUGAUGGAACUAAAGAAUUUUUGGUAAAAUUUAUUGGAUAUCCAGAACCCGAAUGGAUUCAAGAAUCACAAUUAGUAUAA